UGUCCAUCUGUUCCCAUGCUAUGUGUUGCUCCUGGAUGUGUGCCCUGCCUUCUUGCUUCACUUUUAUUCUCAGCUUUCCCCUGGGCCCCUGACGGCAUCAGCCGUAGUCCCUCCCCUUGUGAUUUUCUUUGCAGCCCCAGACACAGCAGCUGCAGCUCACCUUUUGGCUCUCUGUGCCAAAGUUUUAACAUCCUCCCUUGCCUUUUUGAGGGCAUCAGCAUUUCUUGCUCUUGGUCAUCUGGGAGGAAUAAUGCCUCAGCCUUGAGGCACUGCUGCUCUCCCAGGCAUCUUGUUGCCUCUCCUUCGGCCCCUGCAACUUCUGGAAGAGGAAGGAAAAAGGAUUAGAGUCUGCUGUUGGGGCAGGGAGUGGUGGUGCUCUUCCCUAGCCUCCAAGAGGACGCCUGAGUGUGGUGUUGCCACAGCAACAACUUCCACUUAUCCCUAGAUAAGACGGGCAAGAGCAUCACAGCAGCCCCAGCCCAGGCAGAUCCUUCAGUGAGCCCCGAGGACAAACUGCACCUUCCCUGCCACCUCACACUGCUCAUAUCUUUAUAGGAGGGGAAAAGCCUCUUUCAAUGAUGUCAACAGAGUGUGUUCAGCCACUUGAUAUCCCAGACGACAGACUGGACAAGCAAGAUUCACAGUGUAACCAUUUAGAAGAUCUUUCAGAGCAGCUGAUUAAAAGCUGUGACCUCAAAAAAAAACCAAGAAAAGGUAAAGCUCUCACAGCUUCCCAGAAGACUGAACAGGAGCAAAAGAAGCCAAAGAGAAAAGAUACACCGGCUUUUACUCCACUACCUCUAACAGGCAUAGUUUCAGACUCAUCUGAAAAUCUGCUGAAAAGGUAUGGUAUCACAGAGAAGUCACAGAGAGAGAGAGUGAGUCCAGUCACUCCAAUCACUGAAUUGGAGCAGAAAAAGCCCAGAAGAAAAGAUACACCUGCAAUACACAUCCCACCUUUGAUAAUAGGCACUAAGCUGUUUACAGAAGAACAAACAGUGAUUAUGGAAGAUGAAGAAAAGGAUGGAGACACAAUCCACAGUUAGAUUACAGUGAUAUUUCAAUAAUACAGUGUAAAUAAUCAUGGGUCAUUCAAAGUGGCAGCACAUUAAAAAAGAUCUUUCAUCUUUAUAAAUAAUUUUCUCAGUUGUACACUUGAAUUUAAACUAUUACCAAGUGCUUAUCUGCAUCUUAUAAUUCCCAGCAAGCUUCAUUGGAGAUGAAUGGCAGAAAUUUCAGUUGCACAGGGUUGAAGGAUUCUGUUGGUUUACUACAAGUGGCUUCCUACCAUUUUUGUGAAUGAGGAAUCCACCUCAGUUCAGCUCUAGCUUUGUGCAGUAUGGUUCUCAUACAGUACCUGGCACUAGAAGUGGUAGUGCAGAGCAGCAAAACAUCAACUAAUUAUUCAAAUUGCUUUUUUUGCCUGAACACUUCACCUUAUUUUCCCAGCUUUCCUUUCCUGAAAAAGCACUGACCACAGUGAAAUUUGCCAUGUGCAGAGCUGAUGGGAUAGAUGAAGAAGGUGAGAGGGCCAGGAUUCCCCUCUAGAGUCCCUGAAAUGCAAAGCUAAAAUUUCCUCUGCCUGUCUCUGCUCAUGACUUGUGUCUGUAAGGAGGAAAAUAUAGAUUUACUGUAGAAUUAAAAUUACACCUAAGGGGUCUCAGCAUUGACAGACACAUCAAAUAGGAUGGAGGGCAGAGAUCUCAGAGGAGAAAUACUAGGGAAGUGCAACACCUGCCUGUGACAGAAGUGUAGACAAUUGUCUCCACUGCCUUGGUGAAAGCUGAAAUAGUUGGAUAGUUGAUCUUUUUUGCUCCAAAUAAUUUUUUUUCACAUCUGCUUUUUAAAUUGAGUCCUAGGGUAAUCAGUUAGGAGAUGUUGUAAAGAUUCAAAAUCACAGAAAGGUAAAAAUUGAGUAAAAGGAAUAAUGUUACUCAAUGGCAUCUGCUUACUGCAAGGUAGAAGAGCAUCAUGAAUUUUUUAAUAGUUUACCUCAAUGAUUCAAAAAAUUGUUGUCACAGCCAGCUACAGCCUUCAGCAUCUGUAGAGAGAUGGUUAUUGGUAGAAUAUUUUACAAAAAAAAAUUAUAGAAGUGGACACUUUUUGCUUGCCUUAAUAACUCUGGGCUAGAUGGAGUAGCACUGCAAGCUGAACCCUUAGGGAACUAAGCAGGGAUGCUGAAGAUUAUCCAGCCUGGCAGACUGAAUUUAGUUAUCUUUUAAACUCACUUAGACAGACAUCUGAGGACCAUACUAGUUUGGAGUCCAUUUUCCACUCUGACUGACCCAGUAUUUUUCAUGAGAAUGCAGUCCAUUCACAAAUAUGUGUGAACAUAUACUCUCAAGAUGUAGUCAACGAGCUUACAAUAAAUAAUUGCAUAUUAAAUUGUACAAGAGGUCUGCAAUAUGAUUAAUGGGAUGUCUCUUAAUCUAGAAAGUGUACAUGUUUUUAUCCUAUUAAUCUGUCAGUGAGAUAAUAUUUAAUAUAUAAACAAUCAAUGGUUGAAAUAAGAACAUUAAUAUAAGAUCCACAGUAAAGUAUGCCACAACAAGUAUAUGACAAGAAAUAUGCUUGACUCAGGUCUACCUUUACCAGGUGAAUAUUUUCAGUGCAUGUGUAGUGAGUUGACCUUGGCUAGAUGCUAGGUGCCCACCAGGCUGCUCUGUCACUCCCCUUUACAGCAGUGAAGAAAAAAUAAGAUGCAAAACAACUAGUAGGUUGAGAUAAGGCAGUU
Molecule: messenger RNA, 2734 nt
Organism: Oenanthe melanoleuca
Lineage: Eukaryota; Metazoa; Chordata; Aves; Passeriformes; Muscicapidae
Gene: PPP1R17
Product: protein phosphatase 1 regulatory subunit 17
Exons: 5
Coding region: 576-1046 (156 amino acids)
Biological process (GO): regulation of phosphatase activity
Molecular function (GO): protein phosphatase inhibitor activity
Source: RefSeq, a predicted model, not a curated record